CGGCUUCUCUCCCAAACUGCAGCUCGGUUUUGCUUGCUAAAUUAUGGUUUUCGAUCGUUCUGUCAGUUAGCAUUGAGAUUGAAUCUUCAGUUUAUGCGAGUGAGGUAAGUAAAUUUAUGGUAAUGCCUAUACUGUUUUUAAAAGCAUGUUUUGAUUUGUUUUUGAAGUGAUAGCGGGACUAAACCCGUUUUACACAAGCAUGACUGAUUUGAAGUGAAAUGUUUUAUGCUUUUCAUUAAAUUGAGCAUGCCUACUUGAAAUUUAAGUGAUUGUCCUGAUGAUCUGAAAGUGAGUGUGAAUUGUGAUUUUCCUGUUAACUUCUACCUGUUUUGUCUCCGAUGUGGUCAUGUUAUUAGUGACCCUGCUAGUGGGGGAGGUUAUAAACGCUAGCACAUGUCGACAUGUUAGUGAAAGAGCUGGUUCGUUCAACCCUGCUAGUGGGGGUUAUACACCAGCAAAUUGUGUGCCUGCCAGUGGGAGGUUUAUAACACUGGUCGUGACCUAUAGAGGAGACGUCUAUUUUGUUCUCGUACUGUAUCCGUUUUGCGUGAUUGCACAUGUUGGCAUGCUAUAAGUUUAAUUAAGGGCAAUUCAUAUUUACUUACUGAGUUUAUCUCAUAGUUUUCCUUGUCCAUCAUUUCAGGAAGUGAAACCGAGGACGGGGAAACCACGGGAAGUGACGAGUUAGAAAGCUAGCCAUUUCGAGAUUGAUAUAAAUUUUAGAAGUAAAUCAUGAUCUUGUAUUUGGAGAUUUUAUGAUAUCAGAGAGAAUUUUAUAAUUUGAUCUUCAGAUUUUGGUGGUAUCAGAGUGUGAUAUGAUAAAUUCCGAGCCUUGUG
Molecule: messenger RNA, 837 nt
Organism: Rubroshorea leprosula
Lineage: Eukaryota; Viridiplantae; Streptophyta; Magnoliopsida; Malvales; Dipterocarpaceae
Source: the annotation of a GenBank genome assembly